Messenger RNA from Drosophila bipectinata, 2148 nucleotides. Its product is annotated as neprilysin-1-like. Gene Ontology annotation, biological process: proteolysis. Gene Ontology annotation, cellular component: plasma membrane. Gene Ontology annotation, molecular function: metalloendopeptidase activity. Lineage: Eukaryota; Metazoa; Arthropoda; Insecta; Diptera; Drosophilidae. The record is from RefSeq and is a predicted model, not a curated record.
AUGUUUUCAAACCUGAGUCGCCUCAAAGUUACCAUAUUCUGCAUAAUUUUGUACAUUCUUGUUGGCACCUAUUUCUUUGAGUGUAAAGCCAGCAGUGUCGGUGAUUCAAGCAGCAGUAAAAAUUUAAUUAAAGACGACACUGAGGAGUAUCUCAAAUCCUAUGGCGAAAAAAUGAAAUCUUACAUGAAUCUUAGCGUGGCACCUUGUGAUGACUUUUACGAAUACGCCUGCGGAAAUUGGAAGAACGUACGUCCAGAUCGUUUCCAGUCCAACCACAAGAAAAACAACCUCUUAGAUAUUGAUUUCACUCUCCGCGAUGAGGUGGAGAAGCUCUUGACUAACACGAAGUUGGCCCAGGCACUGAACGUUUCUACGGAACUGCAGGUUGCGCAACAAUUCUACAACGCGUGCCUCUCGGCGGUGGUGUUUCCGUUUCCAGCUGCUGAUCCCGCUUAUCUGGAGCUUAUAAGGUCAAUUGGUGGUUUCCCUGCCGUCGACGGAGCGGCAUGGAAUGCUUUUAGCUUCAGCUGGUUUAAUAUGAGCGCCCAUCUAACGAAUUUAGGAGUCAAUGGGUUGAUCCACGAGUUUAUUGAUUCGCAGUACCCCUUUGGACCGUAUUUUAAGUUGCCAGAACUGGGGUUUGAUCACACCGUCCAGACGGAUAACAUAGCCAACAAUACCUCUCGAGCCUACAAGCUCAACGAGAAACGAAUGCAAAGUUAUCUUCAAGCCUAUAAUCUCACGGAGGACAAGAUUUCGGAGGUGAUCGCUGGGGUUUUUGACUUCUGGCGUGACGCUCUCGCAGUUGCGGAUAGAUUUGAUCGCGAUAUUGAGAAAUGCGAACAGAUUUCUGAAAACGAAAAUGUGCCCAAGUAUCAACAGUGGCAGAGUUACUACGAUAUUGCAUGGAACGGGCAAAACUUUUCUAGUGAGGGCGUAAAUGAAGAAUAUUGCGACUACUACUACGAACAGUUGGAGAAAGUGUGCUCAAGACACCCAGAGGCUGUCGCAAACUAUCUGGCGAUGCUUCUGUUAUAUCGAAUGGAUGCGAAACUGAAGGAGGAGAAGUAUCACAAGUAUCACAAAAUAAAAUGUAUUGUUUGAAGAGGACAUAUUUAACAAAAAUUUUUGAAUUACCAGGACACUUUUAUCGACCAGACUCGCCCAGAAUUAUCUAAUAUUGUAAAGGAAGUUCGAAACAGCCUGAGGAACGCGCUGGAGGAAGUCGAGUGGCUAGACCCAAGGACUCGGCGGAUGGCACUACUCAAAGAGUCCACCAUUAAACCCAUAAUUGGUAGAAAUAAAAACGAAGAGGUUACCAGUCGUCUGAUCCAAGAAAUCAAUGAGCUGCAGUUGGAGGAUAGGAGCUUCCCCCAGAGCAUGAUCCAGUUUAAAAAAUUAAUCACCCGCUGGCGCCGCUUCAAUGGUUUGCACCACAAGGAACUCCCUAAGGACACGAAGCCACUGAAUUAUCUUUUGGGCAUUCAAGUCAAAGCUUUUUAUAGUCGCCGUUUAAACGCCAUUCAUGUGAUGGCUGGAACAUUGCAUCCGCCUGUUUAUCAUCCCGAGUGGCCUAGUUCCUUAAAAUUUGGUACUUUGGGGUUCUUGGUGGGCCAUGAGUUAAGCCACGCCUUUGAUACUGACGGUUUUAAGUUCCUCGAUGAGGGAUACAUGGGUAUUUUGUGGUUGUUAUCCCGAUCUCGAGCUAUAUUUAUGCAGAGGGUAAUGUGCUUUGUAAACCACUAUAACAGCUACCACAUACCGGAGAUUAAUCGCAAUAUCAACGGCAAAAGCACACAGGACGAAAACAUUGCGGAUAGCGGUGGGCUGAAGUAUGCCCUCGAUGCAUAUCGCAACCACAUGAAACAGUUUAAGAAUAUAAGCGAUGAGGACAACAAGACCCUAGAAAGCGAACAAAUGCCCGGACUGGACCUAUCGCCAGAACAGCUUUUCUUUCUCGGAUUUGCCCAGCUCUGGUGCGCGGAAUACGAGCAGGAAGAUUAUUGGGAAGAGUUGGCCGAUGAACACACCAUCGACAAGUUUCGCGUCUUGGGUGUAGUCUCCAACAGUCCUGAUUUUGCCCAGGUGUAUAGCUGCCCCGCUGGAAGCCCAUUAAAUCUUCAAGCGGAUACAUGCCGCAUUUGGUAA